CUAGAACUGCACGAACCAACAAGAAGCCUGUGGGUGGUGGUCGAUUCGUUCAGCCUUUUUUACAGUAAAAAGCAACUGAAUUAACUGGCACGCUAAUUUGGAGUAGCACUACCUAAAUCAGUUAAUUAAGCCCAGCUUUCCCUCAAUCUGCUGAAAAACAUCCCCACAGCAUGAUGCUGCCACCACCAAGCUUCACCGUAGGGAUGGUGCCAGAUUUCCUCCAGCUGUGACGCUUCACAUUCAGGCCAAAGAGAUUUGUAGAGGCCAGACUGGCAUCCCAACUGGACCGCUACAAGUAAGAUCUGCUAGUAGUAAGCCCAUAUCUGACCAGGGUUUUGGUCAGUUCCAAUGCAAUUCAGUCUAUUCAGAGAUGCAGUGAACCAAAUGGGUCGUUGUGUCUUUCUGUUCCUGCUGCUACAGACCCUGCAGACAUUGGCCGAAGAUGGCCAGUUGCUGUGCGUGUGUGAGGGCAGCGGCUGCCUCAACUCCCCCCAGUGCGAGGGCUCUCAGUGCUACUCGUCGGUGGCGGUCAGUAGCCAUGGGGCCGUAGUAACACGGGGCUGCCUGCAGGGAUCAGAGAAGACCCGUUUGAUCUGUUCUACGGCCUCCUCCCUCAGCCAUGCCCUGCUCUGCUGCUCCAGCUUCAUGUGCAACCGCAAUACUACCGCCAGCUCACUACUGCCCCUCCUCACUACAGCUCCAGAAGAAGAGCCUGUGAGGUAUCGUGUGGAGACUCUGGCCCUGUUUGUAUUGGGUCCAGUAGUGAUCCUAACCCUCCUGUCAGUCCUAUCUGUGUUGGGCUGCAGGAGGCUGCACCACGGCAGGCUACAGCGACUACAGGAGUUUGACCCAGAACAGGAUGCGAUUGACGGACUCAUCACCUCUAAUAUUCGGGACGGCACUCUGGCUGAGCUGUUGGACCACUCCUGUACGUCAGGCAGUGGUUCAGGCCUGCCCUUCCUGGUCCAGAGAACUGUGGCCAGACAGAUCAGCCUGAUGGAGUGUGUAGGUAAGGGGCGUUAUGGAGAGGUCUGGAGGGGUCAGUGGCAGGGGGAGAACGUGGCUGUGAAAAUCUUCUCCUCCCGAGACGAGAGGUCGUGGUUCAGAGAGACUGAGAUCUACAACACAGUGCUUCUGAGACACGAGAACAUACUGGGCUUCAUGGCGUCAGAUAUGACGUCUCGGAACUCCAGCACCCAGCUCUGGCUUAUCACACAUUACCAUGACAACGGCUCGCUCUACGACUACCUCCAGAGGGUUCCCGUGGAGACGGGGGAGGGCCUAGCGAUGGCGACGUCAGUGGCGUGCGGUUUGGUGCACCUGCACACGGAGAUCUUCGGCACUGAGGGGAAGCCGGCCAUCGCUCACCGAGACCUGAAGAGCAAGAAUAUACUGGUGACCAAGGAGCUACGCUGUUGUAUAGCUGAUCUGGGCCUGGCGGUAACCCACUCCCAGUCAGACAACCAGCUGGAUGUAGGAAACAACCCCAAGGUGGGCACCAAGCGCUACAUGGCUCCUGAGGUGUUGGAUGAGUCCAUCCAGACAGACUGUUUUGAUGCCUAUAAGAGAGUGGACAUCUGGGCCUUCGGUCUGGUGCUGUGGGAGAUCGCUAGUAGAACCUACAGCAACGGUAUUGUGGAGGAGUACAAGCCUCCGUUCUAUGACCAGGUGCCUAACGACCCCAGCUUUGAGGACAUGAGGAAGGUAGUGUGUGUGGAACAACAACGACCGUUCAUCCCCAACCGCUGGUUCUCCGACCCUACCCUGUCUGCCCUGGUGAAACUGAUGAAGGAGUGUUGGUACCAGAACCCCUCGGCUCGCCUCACAGCCCUGCGCAUCAAAAAGACCCUGAACAAGAUCCAUAGCUCCCUGGAGAAAGGAAAGAAGUCGUGAGGAGAGGAAAGGAGGAUGACUGCCAGAGGAGAGAUAGAAAGAAGGCAGGGAAGUAGAGAUGCCAGAUCAGAUGGACACAGCUGCUGCUACUGAACAUGAAUGUUGUUUUCCUUAUUGGCUGAAUGCUGAACUGAACUAGCUGGUCACUCAGUGUGAGAGAUGGUGGUACCGUAGCCUUCCCCUGCUUUAAAGGCCUGUGCACGCUGCAUGGGUCAAGGCUGGGGCUCAGACCCUCUACACACACGCACUUCUGCCCAUUUGUCAUUCAAUGUUCAGCCAAUCAUAUUAUGUUGCUCUACUCAGACAAUCAGAUGUGUAUUCCAAUGUAGCUACACACAUGAACGAACACACACACACACAAAAUAUUGAGUUCAGUUACACAGGAACAGAGCCAAUAGGAUCAAAUGAACGCUGUGGUUGUGAACUCUAUAGUAAAAUAUUUAUGUAAUGUGCUUUAUGUGUAGGGUGGGACUAUGAUGAUUUGUAAUGUUAUGACUAGGAGUUUGGGAGUUGGUCAUGGUAAGGAAAAACUGAUUACAUUACAAGGAAACUUUAUGUACCCAUGUAAAUGCAGUUUUUUUGGGCUGGUAAGAUAUUGUGUAUUUACAAAGGAAGUCAGGAGACAUGCCUCCACAUGCUUUGAAUUGUGAGCUGUGAAUGCAUUACAGUUAGAAAUAUAGGAACCACAUACUGAUUCACUGUUGUAUGCUUUGUAGAAUUCCACCCAGUGCUCUUGAUUUAGCUCACACCCGCGCCAUGUUGGCAGAGUUUUCACCUUGGGGCCAAUUGACUGGUUUCAAAAGCUAUAAACUCUGCCUACCCAGAGUGCAGGGCCGGCUCUAGCCUUUGAGGCCCUAAACCAGAUGUGGUUGUGGGGCCCCCCACCUCGCGACAAAACAUUUUAGUGGGCCCCAUCUUCGCGGCAGAGAGAGUUUUUUUUAAACAUGAUUUUCCUGUGUUCUAUAUAUUUCCACAGUAUGAGGUUGGAAUAAUACUGUGAACAUGAUGAUAAUGCCCUUUUAGUGUAGUAGCUGUUUGGGAUUUUGGACAGUUUUGGUGGGAGGACGUUUUGGCCUUCCAUGGUAACAUCAUCAUGUGGUAAAUUAGUUAAUAGACCAAUAAGAAAGAGUUCCAAACCUCUCUGCCAAUAACAUUUUUAGUUGUCCACUCCCAGACAGUGCUAGUAAAGUUUUUUGCCUUAGAAAUUACUCUUACUAAGAAACUAUUUUUGUUUGUUUUCAAUUAAAAUUGUCAAAAAUAAUCACAGGUACUUAAAGGUAUACUUCUGUAUUUUAGCAAUGAAGUCCUUUAUCUCUUUCCCCAGAGUUAGAUGAACUGGAUACCAUCUGUAUGUCUCUGCAUCCCGUAUGAAGUCAGUUGUAUCUGCUAGCAUGUGCUAGUAUCCACGAGUUCAUCUGACUAUGGGGAUGUAGAAAAGGUAUGAAAUUGUAUGCACUCACUACUGUAAGUCGCUCUGGAUAAGUGUCUGCUAAAUGACACACAAAAAGGGCCUUAAAUGUUACCCAGAAAGUAUUUGAUAUUGACAUAAAAACGGCUACAUUGAACCUCAGAAGUUUUGGGGCAGAGAAAAAACAUAAACAUUAACACAUUUUACAAAUUUUGCCAUGGGGUGGAGAUAUUUUUGCAGUUAUAAAGCUAAUUUCCUGUAAUUCUACACAUUGAAAUGACUUUAAAAAAAUCAAAUGGGGCCCCCUUGGAGGUCAGAGACCCUGUGCAUGUGCCCUCGGUAUUUGGCCAAGUUUAGAUCGCUGGCUAGACUAGCUACCAAUCUAAACACUGUUAGCUGACAUAGUUAAUUGAGUGACUGACAUAAGAGAAACUGCUGUUGCACAACACAUUUUUAAAUUGCAGCUGGUAUAUUCUUCUAUUCUUACUCUCAAUAAGUCAAGACCAGGCUGAGUUCCUUUUCUGGGGGGAAUCAUAGGCCCUAAGUGACCACUUAUGCCUGGAAACGGAAUUGCAGGAGUGUCAGGCAAGUUUAUGAUUCUGCUCACCCCAGGACCUUACCUGAUCAGGAUUAGUGGACAGGAUCGCCAAUGCAUAGGAAACAGACUCGUUCCUUUUGAGAGAAUGUUUUACAAGGACAAGGCCAGGAUUAAAUCCAAUCUGCAGUAGCCUGGUUAGCUGAAAAAACACAUUGCUCGUUUUGGGGAUCGGAUGUGUAACUGCUUUGAUUAGAUUGAAUCCUGACCUUAACAUUUACAUUACAUUUAAGUCAUUUAGCAGACGCUCUUAUCCAGAGCGACUUACAAAUUGGUGAAUUCACCUUCUGACAUCCAGUGGAACAGCCACUUUACAAUAGUGCAUCUAAAU
This is a messenger RNA of Oncorhynchus masou masou (cherry salmon), 4227 nucleotides long. RefSeq names its product activin receptor type-1-like. The transcript is spliced from 12 exons. Gene Ontology annotation, molecular function: transmembrane receptor protein serine/threonine kinase activity; ATP binding. NCBI's taxonomy places the organism in Eukaryota, Metazoa, Chordata, Actinopteri, Salmoniformes, Salmonidae. Gene Ontology annotation, cellular component: BMP receptor complex; plasma membrane. The record is from RefSeq and is a predicted model, not a curated record. Gene Ontology annotation, biological process: transforming growth factor beta receptor signaling pathway; protein phosphorylation; heart development. The coding region runs from base 349 to 1893 and encodes 514 amino acids.